AUGGCUGCCUCUGCUGGUGGUGAUUUACCGAGCGAUUUUCCGGUAAAUGAAGUGAAUAUGCUUGGACCAGUGAUACAUCUGCUGUUGGAUAAAGCUGAAGAGAUGGCUCGACAAAAUGAAUUACCGCCUCAGUACCCUAACGAUGAAGACAAAUACGACAAAGAGCUAUGGAGUUUGGAAGCAAAUAAAGAGGAUCAUAUCAUAACUGGAAUUGAAGUUGAAAAACAACGCGAAACGCCAUCAUCUGGCAAACGAACACCUCUAACAAAGAUUUCAGUAAGUCCAUCGAUAAGUCCAAAUCAACAAGAACCGGAUAAAUCAACACCUGUGACAAAUCAGUCGUCUCCCGAGAUCAAAGAGAAUAUGAAAGCUGAAAGUGUUCCAGCGGAGAAGGCCGAAUUGAAGCAAGCUGUUACUGGGAAAGCCGAAAACGAGGAAUGUACUCAAACAGAAAAAAGUCCGAUAAAUAGAGCAUCUGAUGGAGCAAAUAAGCAAGCAGAUAAUAAGGAGGAAGUAGCGAAAAGCGUUGAGAUCAAAAAGCAAGAUCAACAGUCACCUAUAGAGAAACAAUCGCCUGUCGUACCACCAAACUUGUCACCAGCAGUUGAGCAAGGACAAAUGGAGGUAAUAUGUCGAGAUAAGACCUAUUGUGCAGUACCAUAUGAAUCUGAUGCACCGGAGAAAUCAAAAUUAUUGCCAAAGAAGAAACGAAGUAGGAAGAAGAAAAGAGCAAGGAGAAGCCGAAAAUAUUGGAUUGGCUCGGUAAGUAGUCAGCAUCCGGAGAUACUAUUUUAG
Messenger RNA from Anisakis simplex (herring worm), 795 nucleotides. The record is from the annotation of a GenBank genome assembly. NCBI's taxonomy places the organism in Eukaryota, Metazoa, Nematoda, Chromadorea, Rhabditida, Anisakidae.